GGUUGGUCACCAGUCAAGAAUGAAAGCCAAUCGAGUGCAAACAUCUAUAAGAGGAGAAAACUUACUAUGUUAAAAACGUUAAAAUAUUAUGUGUUUUACUAAAAGUAUUUAUGCUAAUGAGGACGGCUCUCACGUCCUCUUCGAAAGAUCAGGAAGAUUGUAUAACUCAGGAUAACCCAUCCUUCAGAUUCAUCGAUGUCCAUGAGUACGUGUCAUCAAAUAUGGAAUCUGUUCAGUAUUAUUUUGAAAACGACACUGUGAGAAAAAGAAAUGAAGUCGGAGAAAUUACACCAUCUUCAGAAAGCAUUCCAAGCGAGCCAACAUGUCCUAGAGCAUUUGUGGAAUUUAACGACAGACUAAAUCAGAAAGACAUUUUUGUGACAUUCAGAUGGAACGAACCUAAAUUUACAAAUGGAGUGAUACAAAAAUAUACGGUUCAAUAUUGGUUUUUUGAGAAUCAAAUAAUUCAUAAAAGAGUUGUUAUAAUCUCAAAUUUCACGAUAUUGCAACUUAAAGUGUACAAUUUAAAACCUGAUAGAGUGUAUUAUUUCGAAGUACAAGCGCAUAACAAAUUUGGUGCUGGCUCUUAUACUAAGUUUAUCAACGUGUCGACCACGCAUGAGAAUCCAGUACCUUUAUUACUCGUCCAUAAUAUAAUAAGAUUGCAUGUACUGGAUAUAGAUUUAAAGAUCGGCUUUGAACGUGAUAUAUAUAAAUACUGUACUGACAUCGUUUACUCAGCAUUGGAACAUAAAAUUUAUGGGAUUAUUAACGCCUCAAAGUUAAUAACAUUGGAAUUUAAUCCGAACGCAAUCGAAACGAAUCAAAAUUUUACAAUAAUAGCAGAAAUGGGAGGCUAUGCAUAUUCUCUGUGCAUUGAUUGGAUUCGUGGCAGUCUUUAUUGGUUAGAAUAUGAUAUUGACGAUCAUAUUUACAUUAUAAAAUUCGACUUAAUAUUACUACAACAAAAAGGCAUCAAAACAUACGAAAAAAUCGCACUGGCUGAAGAGACUGCUUCAUUUGUAACAGUAUUACCAUAUAAGAGACAUUUAUAUUGGACAGUAGAUUCUUCAAUAGUGCAAACGGAUUUGAAUGGUAGAAACAAAUCAUUAUGGCAGACAAUAAAUGCUUCUAUUUACUUGAUUACUUAUAAAGAAAUAUAUAUUUUAAGAAAGGGAAAUGCUCUUCUCGAAAGCAAAGAAAACACAUUUGAAUGUCUUCAAAAAAUCCAAUUAAUUAAGAACAUGCAUCAAUACAUUAUAAAACUUCUUGAUAAAACUUUACAAUCAUAUCCCCCGAAGAUAUGUCUAAUACCUACGAAGGAUAAUCGUGUUGAAGAAAUGUUAAUAACUGCAGACAGCAUUAAGGUGAACCUUCCGGAGCCGAAUCUCAAUGACGAAUGUAAAAAGUACAAUUUUAUUUUUAUAUAUAACAUCUCUGUGAGUUAUUUAAAAUGUUUAGACAAUGAUCUCAACAAAUUCGAGGAAUUUCAUGUCCAAACGUACGAACGGCAGUACGAAUUCCAAAAUUUGACGCAGUUGACAGAAUACACGUUAAAGCUGGCAUUGAGCAAUUUUUACAUCUACAAGAUAUCGAUGGAUUUGCAAUUCGGCCCAGAUGUAAAACUGAUAACUACGGGCAAGCUCUAUGCACCGGAUGAUGUAGUAGUUCAAGUUGUAAUGCCAAAUCUGGCGGUAAUUGAUUGGAUGCCACCGAAAAAAUUAAAUUGCGUGGAAGUGAAUUAUGUGGUAAAAUUGGUAGAAUAUCCACAUAACACUCAAGAAAAUCAAAAUUCGGUUCGCUUCAUAAAAGUCUUUAAUAAGCUAGAACGUAAGACAAAUGGCAAGUUUUUCGCGGUAAUUCCGUCACUGAUACCAAAGCAAAAAUACGAGAUAUACGUGAGUGUGUAUCCAAUCAUUCGGACAGAUGUCGUCACUGACAGUGUAAUAAAAACAGUCUACAUGUCCGAACCAAAUAAUUUAAGUUUGAAUGGGAUCGAUACAAACAGUAUGAAUAUCUCGUGGAUUCCAAGCGUUAAUCUGACGAUUCCUACUGAAUUCCUUAUACUAGAAUACAAAAAUGCUGCGUCACGAAAGAGGAUAUGGGAAAUUGCGAAUAAUAUUAAGGGGAAUAAUGAUAAAAUAACAUAUCACAUAGAAAAUUUAUUGCCGCAAACUAAGUACAAAUUUCGUUUGAACUUAAAAUAUACUAAGUAUAAAGAAAAUUUUACAUGGCCGUCUGAUGGAAAAGAAUUUAUUUUUGAAACGCUCGGUGAUGCAAGAAAGAUUCCUAGCGCAACUGGGACAGCUAUGCAAUAUUAUCUGCCAUUAAUAUUAUGUCUUAUUGUAAUCAUUGUAAUAUACAAUGUUUACUACUUUUAUUGUACAUACAGGCAACGCAAAAGAAGUAACGAAAUAGUUUCGCCUCCAAUAAUGAUCAAUACGGAAUUAGUACCUUUAAAUGAAAUAUCUUUCGGGUGCACUCAACUAAAUUUGCUGAACCCUCCUAGAUUGCAAUAUAAUUCAGACGAAUUUGCGUUGACCAUAAUCGAAAAAAAUCAAAUUAUCCAAACAAAGUUUUUAGGUAGCGGCGCAUUUGGUAGUGUAUAUCAAGGAAUCAUAAAAAUUUUGAAGGGUUGGACACCACCAGUUGCGAUAAAAAUGCUGAAAAGACAAGCUUCUUCGAAAGAAAAAAAGGAAUUCUUGAAAGAGGCUAAACUUAUGAGCCACAUUCGACAUAAAAAUGUGAUAAGAAUAUUAGGCAUUUGUUUGAACACGAAUUCACCGUUACUUAUAUUGGAAUUAAUAGAACCUGGUGACUUAUUGAAUUAUUUAAGAAAUAAUGGAACAUUGCAAUCGUCAGAUUCGUGCGCGUUGCGUCUGAAAGACUUGCUCGCCAUGUGCGAAGAUGUUGCUCGAGGCUGUUGUUACUUAGAAAGGCAGCAAUUUGUGCAUAGAGAUCUCGCGUGUCGAAAUUGCUUAAUAUCCGUAAAAAAUCAUGAAAACCGUAUUGUGAAAAUCGGCGACUUUGGACUAGCCAGAGAUAUUUACAAGGAUCACUAUUACCGUAUGAAAGGAGACCACCCGCUUCCUGUUCGCUGGAUGGCACCGGAAUCUUUAGUGUUUGGAAUAUUUACUUCACAAAGCGAUGUUUGGGCUUUCGGAGUACUAAUGUGGGAAAUUAUGUCAUUGGGUGAACAUCCUUAUCCUGGCAAAAAUUAUUCCGAAGUUAUAGAAUAUGUGCGUGAGGGAGGCAAACUGCCAAAACCUCUCAACUGUCCACCGAUGUUGUAUCAGUUGAUGCUACAUUGUUGGAAAUCUGUAAUCGGUAGACCAAACUUUACAAAUUGUCUCAAAUAUAUCAAAAUCUUAAGAGAUAACAUAGAAGAUUCGAUACUUAUAAUAAGUUCGUUGGAUAUUAUUGGACAUGGAGAGACGAAUCAAUCGUAAUUCUUUUUAUGGGUAUAUAUUUUUGUAUAGAGUAAUGAAUUUUUGCGAUUCUAGAUAAUAUCUAUUAAGAAAUAUUGCUUUUAUUUACUUUUGCAUACAUUUUAUAACAUAGUGAAUGUUACAUUUAAUCCUUUUUUUAUUAAUAUUCAAGUUAUGAUCUUAUUUACAAUAUGUAGAAAUUUUACUAUGUUUAAUAAAUUUUUUUAACUCACAGUUAUAUACAAUACUGCAAUCAAG
Molecule: messenger RNA, 3686 nt
Organism: Nylanderia fulva
Lineage: Eukaryota; Metazoa; Arthropoda; Insecta; Hymenoptera; Formicidae
Source: RefSeq, a predicted model, not a curated record